CCCGUUCCUGUUUUACCUUUAACUUCCACUAUAUAAACAUGUCCAACGUACGAGAUAGCCCGAACCUCAUCCGCAACGACUACGGCUGCGGCAGAUGGGCAAGCGUAAUCAACUACAUCAACAAAAUGCAGGAUAAAACAAUCUACAUCCCGCCCGGACCCGCCACCAUCCACAGCUCAAAGGACUACGAUCUCCGGAUCGACCUGCAGGGUAUCUUUCCGGACCACUCGCGGGCUAAUGUUACCUGGUUUAACAUCCAGGUGCAGGAGAAUAGAGCGCGGGGUGGGGAUAAUACAACCGUUUUCACAACAUACGUACACAAAGAAGGAUACGAGAGCUGGAGCGCGCAUCACCUUAACAGCUCUACAAUCCUCAAGGCCAUGCAGCAGCAGGCGCUGCAUCAACAGCCGGAAUGCUGUGUUUUCAUGACGCGGAAUGGAAAUUCGAUCUCUUCUGCAAGGAUCCCGCGGUCUCCGGAUGGGAUUAGCUAUACGAUUUGGACGCCGUAGGCAGAUAACUAGGGUGGAUCGGGUUGGACAUACCCAUUUGGGUACUUGCUAGUUAAAUGACGCAGAGCGGGAGAUGUCAAUUGUUUACUGCCGAACUGCCGAUCAACUAAUCAGAGAAGACAAAUGGAUCGUGAGGCACGUGCACUGGAAUGGAUGAAUUGGAGUAGGACAACUAGUUAAAUUAAAUCAUCCAACCAUCCAAAUAAAAUUAUUUUCCUGCUCGC
Messenger RNA from Aspergillus versicolor CBS 583.65, 733 nucleotides. RefSeq lists its product as uncharacterized. The coding region runs from base 39 to 509 and encodes 156 amino acids. The transcript is spliced from 2 exons. The record is from RefSeq and is a predicted model, not a curated record. Lineage: Eukaryota; Fungi; Ascomycota; Eurotiomycetes; Eurotiales; Aspergillaceae.